This is a messenger RNA of Cynara cardunculus var. scolymus (artichoke), 1291 nucleotides long. Its product is annotated as NAC domain-containing protein 67-like. Lineage: Eukaryota; Viridiplantae; Streptophyta; Magnoliopsida; Asterales; Asteraceae. The record is from RefSeq and is a predicted model, not a curated record. Gene Ontology annotation, molecular function: DNA binding. The coding region runs from base 125 to 1081 and encodes 318 amino acids. The transcript has 3 exons. Gene Ontology annotation, biological process: regulation of DNA-templated transcription.
UAUUCUCAUCAUCAUCAAAUUCCAGAUUGCCGCCUUCAAAUUCAAUCAUUUCAACCUCAAUCAGCAACUAGAUUAUUGAAUUCAGAUACGAUUCAGGUUAUUUGUGGUUCCAUUACCUUUGAAGAUGAGAUCGCCGACGAAAUCCGUAACGAAAAGGGUUAGAGAUGCUGAAUCUGAGUUGAAUUUGCCGCCAGGUUUCCGAUUUCACCCCACCGAUGAAGAGCUCAUUCUUCACUAUCUCUGCCGUAAGACGCAAUCCACGUCCGAGAUCGUUACCGGCGCUCAACCACCGUCCAUCAUCGCUGAUAUUGAUCUCUACAAACAUGAUCCGUGGGAGCUACCUGAAAUGGCUCUGUUUGGAACGAAGGAGUGGUACUUUUUCACACCAAGAGACAGGAAAUACCCUAACGGGUCGAGACCAAAUCGGGUAACGGGAAACGGAUACUGGAAGGCUACGGGAGCAGAUAAACCCAUUAAACCAAAAUCCGACCCGAAUAUGACCAUUGGCAUAAAAAAAGCCUUGGUAUUUUACUCAGGAAAAGGGACGAAAGGGAUCAAAACCAAUUGGAUCAUGCAUGAAUACAGACUUGCGAAUUCAAAGCCUUCUCCUUCAAAACACACCAAUGCCACAAGUUUAAAGUUGGAUGAUUGGGUUCUAUGUCGUCUUUACAACAAGAAGAACAAUCCAAACGAAAAGAUCAUACAAGACGAUAAUCAUCAUCUUCAUCCUGCAUCACCAUUAGAUGAACUACGAAGGAGUAGUUGCUACAACAGUGAUAGUUUAGAUUCAUUUGAAGAAUCAGAUGGUGAAUUUAGUGGUAAUUUUGGGGGUGAUGUAACUUCUCCAAGUGAUUUGCAACAUCAAUCAUUCACUGAAGUCAAAGGUACAAGUGAUCAAAGCAGCAUGGAAGUAAUGGAAACUUUGAUGAAAAGAGAGGAGCAGAAUGAUGAUGGAAAUGAUUGGCUUGACAGUUUGAGCUUGGAAGAUUUGCAGCAUUGUUUGGAAGCAAUGCCUCCUAAUCAAGAUUUUUAUGAAAUCCCAAUGAUUUACAACUCAAAUCAGCAAUAUUUUUUCAAUUAGGGUUUUGAUCAUAUUAGGAAUUAUGAGGAUUUGAUUCAUGAGUUUUGGGGUUAAGUUGAUUGAUUCAUGGCGUUGAAACUUGAAACACCCAAAUGUUGAUUUGUUUUUAUAUGGUUAGAGAAAAUCUCUGUAAAUGUUGUAGCUGUUCUUUUUCCAACAUGUAAAAUUUUGAGCAAUUAUUAAAUGCAAGAAAUUCUUGUUAUACAGGUA